CCUUGGCAUGUGUUGUAGAGCACAAGCAGCUCGAUCGCUUGCAAGCAUUGCCAUAGCCAGCUAGUGUCGACGAUAAGCCAUGGCUUCCCGUGCCCUCGCUGCCCUGCUUGCAGUGGUAGCAUGUGCAGGUCUUGCUUCAGUUCCCCGCCGUGUUCUGGCAACUGACCCGACCCAGCUCCAAGACUUCUGCGUCGCUGAUAACAACAACCAAGCUGUGCUGGUGAACGGGCUGGUGUGCAAGAACCCGAAGGUGGUGACGGCGAACGACUUCUUCUUCAAGAUAAUGCCGGCCGCCCCGAACGCGCAGGGCUCCGGGGUGGCGGGGGUGGCCGUGGACGUGCUCCCGGGGCUCAACACGCUGGGCAUCUCGCUGGCGCGCAUCGACUUCGUCCCCGGCGGGCAGAACCCGCCGCACACGCACCCGCGCGGGUCGGAGAUCCUGACGGUGAUGCAGGGCACGCUCCUGGUGGGGUUCGUCACCUCCAACCAGCUGCUCAACAACACGCUCUUCACCAAGCAGCUGGUGGCCGGGGACGUGUUCGUCUUCCCGCAGGGGCUCAUCCACUUCCAGCUCAACAACGGCAAGGCCCCCGCCGUGGCGAUCGCGGCGCUCAGCAGCCAGAACCCCGGUACCGUCACCAUCGCCAACGCCGUGUUCGGCUCCAAGCCGCCCAUCUCGGACUUGAUCCUCGCCAAGGCGUUCAUGCUCGAGAAGGACACGGUCGACUGGGUCCAGCAGGCGUUCGGCGCGGCCCCUGUGGCCGGCGGCGGCGGCGGCAUGCCCGGAGGCGGCGGUUAUCCCGGCGGCGGGUAUCCCGGCAACGGGACCGGCGGCGGCUACCCCGGCGUGCCAGGGUACCCCUAAGGCGGCGGAGGUGGUGUGCCUCGACGGCGGCUAGCAUUGCUGCACAAGAGCAGAUGCUGAUGAUCAUCAGGCCGGCCGUCAUACGUACAAGUAUAGUACUCCAAACAUGAUGCCACUUGCAGGUUGUAAUGUUCAGGUUUACGGUGUAGCACACACGUAGUGUACUAGCGUAUGUGUGCGCACGCGAUGUGUUUGUGUUGAUCGAGGAGUAGAAGCUCGAUCGAUUGGGUUGAAUAAUAAUUUGUGGCCAAACGGCAACAAGUGUACUACAAACUUUACUGUUGCCUCUAUAUGAAAUAAACUUAAUUUGAGUGUCAGCA
Panicum hallii is the source of this 1185-nucleotide messenger RNA. Its product is annotated as germin-like protein 4-1. Gene Ontology annotation, molecular function: manganese ion binding. The record is from RefSeq and is a predicted model, not a curated record. Lineage: Eukaryota; Viridiplantae; Streptophyta; Magnoliopsida; Poales; Poaceae. The coding region runs from base 80 to 865 and encodes 261 amino acids. The transcript is spliced from 2 exons. Gene Ontology annotation, cellular component: cell wall.